AACACUACCAUUAAUCCCAUAACUAUUUUUUUUUUACGCGGCGGAUAGUUUGAAGAAUCGGAAAGAGACGCCCACAUCAGUCUCUUCUUCCCAAAUCCCAACCCUGGAGCCCUUUUCCCCCGACCACCUCCAUUUGCUGCCGGCGAGUACCUCGUUUCUACUCCCAGCAGAAGAAUGCCCCCGAUCAGAAGCUUCACUCUUACACCUUCCCGCCUGAAAGACAUCCUCCUCCUCUUCUCCCUCCUCGCCGUAGUCUACCUCACCUUUCGCAACCCUCUGCCACGACCACCGCCGUCAGAUCGCGGCGAGCUCCCCUCGUCUUCAACCCCCACCACCCGCAGCCACAUCCUCUUCUCCAUAGCCUCAUCCUACGGUGUCUUCCUCCGCCGCAAACCUUACAUCAGCCUCUGGUACGACCCCAACUCCACCCGUGCUUUCGCCUUCCUAGACGCCGCCCCGGCCGAUCUCCCCUCCGAUCUCCCUCCGGUAAUAAUCUCAGAGGACACAUCUCGCUUCCCUUACACAUUCAAGGGCGGGCUGCGAUCUGCAAUCAGAGUUGCGCGGGUUGUGAAGGAAGCCGUCGAGCUCAAUCAAACCGGCGUGCGGUGGUUCGUCUUCGGCGACGACGAUACGGUUUUCUUCGUCGAUAAUUUGAUCAAGACGCUGUCGAAGUACGAUCACACGCGGUGGUUCUACAUCGGGAGCAAUUCCGAGAGCUACGAGCAGAACAUGAAGCAUUCAUUCGAUAUGGGCUUCGGCGGUGGCGGUUUUGCAAUCAGUUCCCCCUUGGCUAGGGUUUUAUCUAGGGUUUUAGACUCUUGCUUGGUGCGUUACUCCCAUUUGUACGGAAGCGAUGCCAGGAUCUUCUCUUGCUUGGCCGAGUUGGGUGUUGGGCUGACUCACGAGCCUGGCUUCCACCAGGUUGACUUGCGGGGGAAUUUAUUCGGGUUGCUUUCAGCUCAUCCAUUGUCGCCAUUGAUAUCUCUUCAUCAUCUGGAAGCUUCAACCCCUGUUUUCCCCACUAUGAACCAAACUCAAGCUAUGGAACAUCUUUUCCAGGCUGUGCAUGCCGACCCUACUAGGAUUUUGCAGCAAGUAGUUUGUUAUGACCACACAAAUUCCUUCACUGUUUCAAUCGCGUGGGGCUAUUCGAUUCAGGUGUUUGAAGGAAAUGAGCUUCUUCCUGAUCUUCUCUCGCUGCAGCAGACCUUUUCUCCGUGGAGAAGACAUCGAAACCCACUUGCUGGCUAUUACAUGUUCACCAUGAGACCCUAUCCUAAAGAUCCAUGCAAAAGGCCUGCUGUCUUCUUUAUGAAAAAUGUUAAGUCUGGUGAAGACGGGAUUUGGAGCAGUUACACUAGGCACAAUGUUGAGGAUUGCUCUAGGGCUUCUAGGGCCAUAAAUAAUCUCGAGUACAUCAAGGUAUCAUCGGAUAAAUUGAAGCUUGAUGCUGAACAGAUUUGGGCUCUACGUCGGCAGUGUUGUGAUGUUUCCUCCUCAUCUGAGAAAUCCAUGGUUAUUAGAAUCAGGCAGUGCGGAAAUAAUGAACUGAUUGCCAUGCAUCUAUAGCGAUUCUGGAAUAUGUAUACAUGUUUUAUACUGAAAGUACUUUGGAGCUUGAAUCAGUAGCAUGCCAGUGUUUAAAUCAUUGGUAGUUAUUCUUGGCUUGUAUGCUCUGCUUCAUUUGAUAAUUUAUAUCUUCGUGGGUGUGACCGCUUCAUUUCAUUAAUAUCAUUCCCUUGUCUUCUUUUAGGAAAGAGAAAAUUGCAAGAAUUCUGUUGCUCGGUUCCACCUCACUGCUGAAGAAUUUGAGAGUGGCCUUGAUGGGUCAAAACAGACUUCUGCUAAUAUCUGUUGACUUGUUUACUUGGCUCGAGCUCUCAAGUAGAGACCCCCCUAAACUUGCUUUGAUGUGAAUAGCAUACUUCGACGGAAUCUGUUUUAUGAUCUGGGUUUGUAGAUAGAGAUUGAAAGAAAUGUCACAUCAUAUCGACCAACUCCAAGCUGGACAGAUUAUAUGAAUGACUCAUCUGUGGUAUUCUUCUACUCAGCUCUGUCGUUCAGUUGUGUAUUGUUGUGAAAGCAGUAUACAGUCUCUCUCUCUCUCUCUCUCUCUCUCUCUCUCUCUCUCUUGUCUUGUAAGAAAUGAUAGAUUAUUAGAUAUGAACAUUGUAUUCUCAUGUAGGUUUUGAUUUCUGGAGUAAGUGCUGAUUCUGUUUCCAGAUUCUUCGAAGUCGAGGGGUUUUCAUUCACGUCCAGAGAUCAGCAUCUUUAAAAGGUUAGGAAAGUGAAAGGUGUUUGUUCUCUUCGUAAGGAAUUAAAAGGGAUUGGAUCUUUAACUUUGCCUUCAAUAUCUGUAACCAAUUUUUAUGAAUCGAAGCAAUACUAUAGCCCUCCUUUUUUGGGAGUUCGGGCUACUGACAGAUGGUUCUCAUUUUUAAGUAUUGCAAGGAGUAAACAUGCAGUAACUACUAAGUAGGUUGACUCAAACCAGGUUGAUGAACCCCUUUGCUUUGGAUCUGUUCAAAAUAAUUUUUUUCGUAACAUGUACUAAUUGAAUUGAAAAACAAGCUGCACAUGUGACAUCACCAUACAUAUAAUGAAUAAAACUUAGACCUAAUUCAUGUUCAUAUGAUGCAUUUGUUUUCUAUUGAGUUGUACGCUGCAGAAACUGCUAUUUUCCUUUUCAACUUAUCUACGCUAUACCAUUCUGUUUACUUUUCUGUUGAAGAAAUGGCAACAUAAACCAUUCUGUUGACU
This is a messenger RNA of Linum trigynum, 2760 nucleotides long. NCBI's taxonomy places the organism in Eukaryota, Viridiplantae, Streptophyta, Magnoliopsida, Malpighiales, Linaceae. The record is from the annotation of a GenBank genome assembly.